Sphaeramia orbicularis (orbiculate cardinalfish) is the source of this 1747-nucleotide messenger RNA. Its product is annotated as T-cell surface glycoprotein CD3 epsilon chain. The transcript is spliced from 5 exons. Gene Ontology annotation, biological process: positive thymic T cell selection; cell surface receptor signaling pathway. Gene Ontology annotation, cellular component: external side of plasma membrane; alpha-beta T cell receptor complex. Lineage: Eukaryota; Metazoa; Chordata; Actinopteri; Kurtiformes; Apogonidae. The coding region runs from base 506 to 1024 and encodes 172 amino acids. Gene Ontology annotation, molecular function: transmembrane signaling receptor activity. The record is from RefSeq and is a predicted model, not a curated record.
AUAUUAAAGAAAAAGAAGUAUGUGUAUCAAAGAAGCUGCAAAACUCCAGUUGCAUUUAGUUGGAAAAACAUUUGCGCAUGAAAACCUCCAGUGAUCUGUCAGUGAAAUAAAUGUGUUGCAUAUCUUCUCAUAUCAUUAGUAAACACUACACCAGCAUCGUUUUCCACACUAUAAAAGACAGAAAUGAUCACAAAAUCACAUAAUGAAAUAAAACACCACUAAUGUGAGCACUGCGGAAACAAAAACAUACAGACAAUAAGUGUGAUCCUGUGGGUUUCACUUCAUUUUGAGGUUUGACUUUGACUUCAUACGAACAGAACACUUCCUGUGUAAGAGUCUUUUACACAGACGGAGAGAGAGUUGACAAUUUUCAGACAGGUCCGGAUCUUUUUGUCUUUUUGAACAGACAGCUUGACCGUUGAUACAUUCUACAUCAGAUAUUUAUCAACCUAGAGUAGUAACAAGAAGGAAAACAGUUCACUCAUCUGAAAUUACAAGAACACACAUGGAUUUCCGGGUCGUCUUUGCCAUCCUGCUAUUGUCUGUAGCUACUGUGAAAGCUCAAGGAGAUGUGUCAUUCUGGGGUGCAACUGUCACAAUGACCUGUCCAGGCAGCGGGAGUUGGCACAUGAAAGGAAAAAGUGAACCAUUGGCAGAAAACACAGAUAAACUUGAAAUGAAGUAUGCUGGCAACCAAGAUAUUUACUGUCAAUAUGGGGAUGACAGCAACGCUCAAGUCAAGUAUUACUUCUAUAUACAAGGAAAGGCAUGUGAAACCUGUUUUGAAGUGGACGCCCUUUUGUUUCUGGUGGUCAUCGUUGUGGACUUGCUUGGGACAAUAGGGUUAAUGUUGGUAAUCUACAGCUGCACUAAGAAGAGAAGCUCAGCUGGACCUGCUCCCACUUCCAAACCACCUGCCCGCUCUAGAGGCCAGGGUCCACCCGUCCCAUCUCCCGACUAUGAGCAACUGAACCCUCUCACUCGCACAGCGGACACGUAUUCUGCUGUCAACCGGAUGGGAUAGAGGUGGAGGCGGGUCACCUGGAUGACAGCGGCAGGUCACAGGUUAAAAUGCAGAUGGAUGUUGGCAAACAUUCACAGAGGACGUACAUGAACAUCAGCGUUCAUGUAUGUCUCAGUGUUAUGGAAAUGCUGGCUUUUGCUCUUUUGUAUUUGGAAGGUUUGAGCAGGAAAAAACAGUUACUUUACCUUUCCAUAUUUUUGCUUGUCAAGAGCAAUGACUGCAUUAUCAUUCCUGUAUUUUAUUAUCAUGCUUGUAUUUUUAGGAUUUUUUUUUUUUACUUGAUGUGGCAGGAGAUGUAGUAGAAACAUAUCUUUAAACACAAGCUGAAAGCCAUUUUGUUUUAUAGAGUAAAUGAUAGAUACGUGUAUAUUAUGGUAUUAGGAUAUUAUGGUAUUUUGUUUUUUAUUAUAAAUUGGGUGUAAGAAUGCUGUUUCAUCUGUAAUAGCUUCUUCAAUGAAUAUCUUUGACGUUGCGAUUUAACCCUUUAAGACCUAUCUUUUGGCUACUUCUAAAAGAAUCUAACCUUUCUUGCGUUAUUUAGCAUAAUUUAUUAUUUCAUUUUUCAGUGAAAAGCAAAUAUUUUACCAUAAAGUACUUUAUUUACUGACCAUGUAGAUCAGGGGUGUCACAAUCAUUUUCUUCUAGGGGCCACAUUCAGCUCAAUUUAAUCUGAAGUGGGCCGGACCAGUAAAAUAAUAGCAUGAUAUCCAAUAAACAAUGACA